AUGGCAAAUACUGAGCGUCCCGUUGAGCUCUAUGUCUAUGAUCUAUCUCAAGGGAUGGCUAGACAGUUCUCUCUCGGACUCCUGGGAACUUUCAUAGAUGCCAUUUACCACACCAGCAUAGUCCUCGGGGGUCGUGAGUACUAUUAUGGCCAGGGAAUUCAGUUUUCGAUUCCCGGGAGGACUCAUCACGGAAACCCCAUGGAGAAGAUUCAUCUCGGUGUAACUUCUCUCAACGAUGAGAUCUUCCUCGAAUACCUCGAUUCUCUCAAACCAAUAUACAGUCCUGAGGCUUACGACCUUUUCCAACACAACUGCAACAACUUUACAAAUGACGUUGCACAAUUUCUCUGCGGCCGUGGCAUUCCCGACCACAUCGUCUCACUUCCGCAGACUGUACUAAAUACACCUUUCGGUCAAAUGCUAAAGCCGCAGUUAGAACAAGCCAUGCGCCCAAUUACAACUGCGCCAACCCCACAUGCGGCUUAUACUCAAGCAUCAAGAGAUGCAGGUCAGCGCCCAGGAGCCUCUAAAGUUAUUACUGCAAAUUCACUUGCAGCGUUGGAGAAGGCUUUAUCGUCCGCGGAAGCUUCGUGUGCCGUGGUAUUCUUCACAUCUUCUACAUGUGGACCGUGUAGAAGUAUAUAUCCGCGCUAUGAAGAAUUGGCCGCCGAUGCGGGGAGUAGAGCGAAGCUCAUCAAGUGUGAUAUUGGAGCUGCGCCUGAUGCAGCAUUGAGAUAUGAAAUUAAUAGCACCCCAACAUUUGUGACCUUCCUAAAGGGUGAGAAAGUCGAGGAGUGGGUAGGCGCAAGCGAAAGGGAUUUGCAGCAACGUGUGGACACUCUCUUGAGAAUGGCUUAUCCUCCCCACCCGCACACGGAUAUCAAGCUUCCCAUUACCUUAAGCACUCCCAUGAAGCCGAUAACAUUCACCAAGGUCCCCCCCCUCGGCAAAGUCACCGAAAAGCUCGGGGAUACUGGCAAAACCCCCAUUAUACAAUCUAUCUGCGACUUUAUCGCAACUCGGAACAACAGCGGCGCCAUUGAAGCUCAUCUUCCAAAUCUUUCAAACGUCGCAGCCCUCCUCCGCGAAUCCUUCGAAGGACUUCCCGCGGAUAAAUUAUUCCCUCUUAUUGAUCUUUUCCGUAUUGUUCUUUCAGACGUGCGAGUUUCUGGUUGGUUUGCUGAGGAAAAGGACACAACUACCAUCAAAACUAUGCUGUCCUAUGCCAAAACCCAAGAUAUUCCCUAUUCUCUGCGCCUAGUCACUCUUCAAGCCUCCUGUAAUCUUUUUAGCUCUCCAUUAUUCGCUGCACACCUCACCUCGCCCGCUCUCUUGUCAGACCUCGUAAAUUUGAUCACCACCUCCCUUCUCGAUCGCACCCAUACUCCAUGCCGUGUCGCCGCUUCCUCGCUCGUAUUCAACUUGGCCACAUACGCGCAGAAGCAGCGCUCACUGUACAACGAGGAAGUCCUCGGCGGAGUAAGCGUAGAUAUCCUAGCCAGCGUAGUCGAAGCCCUCAAAGCGGAGGAGGACAGUAAAGAGGUAGUCAAGGGCCUCGUGCUAAGUCUCGCACUCAUGUGCUACUGCGUCCCGCUUGACGGGGAGGUAAAAGACUUCUUGGAGGCUCUCGAGGCGGGUGCUAUCGUCAGGUCAAAGUGCGGAGGAGCGGGCUUGGGUGAGAAGGGGCUUUGCGAGGAGGUUGCUCGCCUUUUGGAGGCUUAG
This is a messenger RNA of Morchella importuna, 1722 nucleotides long. RefSeq lists its product as uncharacterized. Gene Ontology annotation, molecular function: peptidase activity. NCBI's taxonomy places the organism in Eukaryota, Fungi, Ascomycota, Pezizomycetes, Pezizales, Morchellaceae. Gene Ontology annotation, biological process: protein modification by small protein removal. The coding region runs from base 1 to 1722 and encodes 573 amino acids. The record is from RefSeq and is a predicted model, not a curated record. The transcript has 7 exons.